AUGCAAAUUGAACAGCUUACACAAAUUCACAUCCGGGACGAUCUUGGGGAGGUUCGGUCCAUAUCGCAACAGAACUCCGAUGCGGCAUUCUUCGCUAAUGAGGAAGCUCGGUUCCAGGAAAGGUUACUGAAGCUAUGCCCCGCGAAUCUCUGGCACAAGGCUUCUUACACGGCAGGAUGCCCACGACCUGUACUAGUGGGUCGACAACACCAGCAGCAGCUGAAACAUCUUCAUGAAGCUUUGACAGCGGCGAUUACGGAUGUUGUGCAACGCUGGUGGAGUGAUGGAGAUGCACGGUUCCCAGAACGUAUGCCACUAGAGGCAGAGGAGGAGGAACUUCUGCAAUGGAUCGAGGGCCAGGUCAUUAUCGGAAACCUGCCGCAAUUCUCGCAGUGUCAGGGAUCAUGGCGUCCAGACUUUCUGGUAGAGGACAGUAGCCAGCGCGAAGAGAAUUACUGUGUUACAGAAAUCAACGCGCGCUUCUCCUUUAACGGAUUCAUGCACGAGGCUUAUGGCCAGGCGGCAACCAACGAGAGCUUAGAGAGCGCGGGGACGGUGCUUAUCCCCGCAACUGACCCGGACACUAUAUUGGAAGGGCUUUUCAGCUUGUUCGAUCCCGAGUACCCGCUCCAUCUUCUGAAGGGUACCGAAAGAGGUAUCGACAUCCACAUGUUCAUUGAUGCCGUCGAACAUCGUUUCGGGGCAAAGCCACGACUCAUUACACCCGCAGAUCUCAGACUAUUCCCCGAUGCACGCAGCAAAAGCGGGUUCCGGCUGUGCUGCGCCAUACAAGAUCGCGAUGGCCAAGUCCCCAAUACCUGGCGAUUUGUAUCCCCGCACGGUGAGAUCUACGAAGAGAUACAUCAGGUUGGGCUUGAGCUACAUCAGCGGGAACUCCUCGCUCUCGAACCGGAAAUGCUGCGUCAGAUCUCCUUGCGGUGUUUCAAUGAUAUGCGAACAAUCCUUCUCGUACAUGACAAGCGAAUGCUGGGCAUUUUGAGACAGGAAAUCCCGCAGCUAUUGGCCCGAGGAGUAGUUACCGCAGGUCAAGCUGAAGCCUUACGUCUCGGCCUCGUGGAGACACUACUUCCCGGUUCGAAGGAGCUGAAAGGUCUGCUGGAAAUGUCCCUUGCUUCUCCCGAUUUGAGACACAGCUACAUACUCAAGCCAAUCCGCAGUGGCAAAGGUAAUGGCAUCAUUUUCGGAGACGAUGUUACGGCACCCGAAUGGGCAUCCCUUCUUCAAGCUCUCACAUCUCCCAGCGGUGUUUCCGCGGAGCUGUGCGUGGUACAGAGACUCAUCACUCCGCGUGAAUAUGAUCUAGUGUUGCGCGCUUCAAAAGGAAUGGUUCGAUAUCCUCUGGUGGGUACGUAUCAUGUUUCAAACGGGAAUUUGCUCGGUCUCGGGACCUGGCGGGCGAGCGGAGGCCGAAUUGUUGCUGUGUCAUCUGGAGGAUCUUGGAUUUGUUCAGUCAUGAAAGCUGAGAGAGAAGUUCGGGAAGAAUGA
Molecule: messenger RNA, 1506 nt
Organism: Fusarium subglutinans
Lineage: Eukaryota; Fungi; Ascomycota; Sordariomycetes; Hypocreales; Nectriaceae
Product: multidrug transporter
Exons: 3
Coding region: 1-1506 (501 amino acids)
Source: RefSeq, a predicted model, not a curated record